Anarrhichthys ocellatus (wolf-eel) is the source of this 1020-nucleotide messenger RNA. RefSeq names its product C1q and TNF related 9 (gene c1qtnf9). Gene Ontology annotation, molecular function: protein binding. The transcript has 3 exons. The record is from RefSeq and is a predicted model, not a curated record. NCBI's taxonomy places the organism in Eukaryota, Metazoa, Chordata, Actinopteri, Perciformes, Anarhichadidae. Bases 1 to 1020 code for a protein of 339 amino acids.
AUGUUGCAGGUGGGGGUUAGAGUCACUCUCUUGCUUCUGCUGUUGGCUGUCCGGUGUGUUACACAGGAAGAAACACAGAAUAAAGGCUGUGUUUGUGGACACCCUGGAAUACCAGGGGACCCUGGACACAAUGGCACACCUGGCAGAGACGGCCGAGAUGGACUCAGAGGUGACAAAGGUGAUCAAGGUCAAGUUGGCCUUAUUGGAUCAGCAGGCAAUGAUGGCCACAAGGGAGACAAAGGGGAACUCGGUGCAGUUGGCCCAGCAGGGCUCAAAGGAAAAAGAGGAGACAAUGGAGAACGGGGACCCCCUGGGAAAAUGGGGCCCCAAGGAGUCCAAGGGCCCAUGGGCCUUAAAGGAAGUAAGGGAGAGCUUGGGUUGACGGGACCCCAAGGACCUAAAGGUGAUUUGGGGCCUCUUGGACCAGAGGGUCCGAAGGGGGAGAUUGGCCUUAGAGGUGACAGAGGCAUUCAGGGUCCAUUGGGACCCCCUGGGAGGACAGGGUCUAAGGGGGAAAUUGGUAUCCCAGGUCACAAAGGCAAUAUUGGUUAUCGUGGUGAGAGAGGGGCUCGGGGAGAGCAAGGUGAUAAGGGUGAGAAGGGAGAUGAACUUGUUAUCUCUAAAAGUGCCUUCUCUGUGGGACUCACAGCGCAAAGUAAACUCCCAGCAGCCAACGCACCGAUCCGGUUCGACAAGAUCAUUUACAAUGAACAGAAUCACUACAAUCCACAAACAGGAAGAUUCACGUGCUCCGCAGCAGGGGCCUAUUUCUUCAACUACCACAUCACCGUCUACGCCAGAAACGUGAAGGUGGCUCUGGUGAAGAACGGUGUGAGGAUAAUACACACCACAGAUACCUACCAGAGCAGCGAAGAUCAGGCAGCAGGGGGCGCUGUGCUGCACCUGGCUGUGGGGGACAAGGUAUGGCUGCAGGUGGCUGGAGGAGAGCUGUUCAAUGGGCUCUUUGCUGAUGAAGAUGAUGACACUACCUUCUCUGGGUUCUUAAUUUUUGGGGCUUGA